UUAUCAGCUCACAGUGGAAUAAUAAUAAGGGUCUGAAUUUAGCUUGACAUAUGGCUUCAUUCAUUCUUGUUCUUUUCCCAUUUCUCCUGCUACAGGCAGCCCUAGGUUCAGUGUUCCUGGAUGGAGAGAAAGCUGACAGUGUGUUGUGGAGACGUAGACGAGCGAACACAUGGCUAUUCGAGGAGUUUCUGCCGGGAAAUGUGGAGAGGGAGUGUAUAGAGGAGAAGUGUGUCCUGGAGGAGGCCAGAGAAGCCUUCGAAAAUGACGAGAAGACAAUGGAGUUUUGGGCAAGUUAUGUUGACGGGAACCAGUGUAAACCAUCACCCUGUCAGAACCAGGGCACAUGUGAGGACCAGAUGGGCACAUACAGCUGCAACUGUCUGCCAGGCUUUGUUGGCAAAAACUGUGAAAUAGUGACUACCAAAAAGUGUGAUGUUGAUAAUGGGGGCUGUGAGCAUUUCUGUGUUCUCCUGGAGUCUCACAAGACCGAGUGUCAGGUGCAUAUGGAUACAAACUCUCAGAAGAUGGUUACAUGUGAGCCAACAGUGAAGUUCCCAUGUGGCAAAACGGUUAAACCUGCAGUGAAGACCUUUGGCACAGCAUCCGUGACGAACACAUCAGCUCAGUCUUCUAAUAAGACCAUCAAAUCCACAUCCAGCAUUUCCAAACCAAACAAUCUGACAAACCCUACAAAUUUCAAAGACAAAAAUGAGAAACUCGCGCCGUCUCGUGCUAAACUGCCAAAAUGGGCCUUUGAGGAGUAUUUGACAUCUCCUGCUCCUACAGUAAGUGGCCCAAAAAGUCGUAUUGUUGGUGGCAAUUCGGCCUUACCUGGAGAAAUCCCUUGGCAGCUGGCGCUGGUGUCGCGCUCAACACAGCAGGUGUUCUGUGGAGGAUCCAUCCUCAACCCGCUGUGGGUGAUCACUGCUGCCCACUGCCUUCUGGGAAACCACAAUGGAUCCUUCUACAUCAGAGUUGGUGAGCAUGAUGUCUCCAAGAUUGAAGGCACAGAACAGAAUGUGGACGUCAUCAAAUUAAUCUCACACCCUCGCUACAACUCCAAAGUCAGCCUUUUCAAUCACGACAUCGCUUUGCUGCGGCUCCGCUCCCCCAUUCGGUUAACCCCUACAGUGCGUCCCAUCUGCCUGGGGCCCAUGGUCUUCUCCAACACCUUGCUGCAGUCUGGAUCUCUGGCCACAGUCAGCGGUUGGGGUCGUGUGCGCUUCCAGGGCCGAAGUGCAGCGACUUUACAGAAGGUUGAGCUGCCUUAUGUGGGCAGAACAGUGUGUAAGGAAAGCAGCAGUGACCCAAUCACACACUUCAUGUUCUGUGCGGGUCACUCGGACUCUCCUAAAGACGCGUGUCAGGGGGACAGCGGAGGACCUCAUGCUAUGCGCUACCACAGCACUUGGUUCCUCACUGGCAUCAUCAGCUGGGGAGAGGAGUGUGCCAAGAAAGGGAAGUAUGGUGUGUAUACACAGGUUGGCAACUACUACCGGUGGAUACAGCACAUGAUGGGGGUUACUACAGGAGCCCUGCUAACUGACAUAGACCAGUGAGCUUUAAAGAAGUCCGUUUUAUUAUAACUGCACACAUGGUCAAUCUUGAACAAGAAAGUUAAUCUUGGUCUAAUAAAGUCAAAUAAAUUUAA
Messenger RNA from Danio aesculapii, 1651 nucleotides. RefSeq names its product coagulation factor IXa (gene f9a). Lineage: Eukaryota; Metazoa; Chordata; Actinopteri; Cypriniformes; Danionidae. Gene Ontology annotation, molecular function: calcium ion binding; serine-type endopeptidase activity. Gene Ontology annotation, cellular component: extracellular region. Gene Ontology annotation, biological process: proteolysis; blood coagulation. The record is from RefSeq and is a predicted model, not a curated record.